AUGUCGAAUGACGAAAGAAGAGUCGUGGCGGCUCAGACAACUGCGGACGACGAUGAGCCUGAUGAGUGGGACAAAAGGAUCUUCAGCACGGGGUGUGCGGAUGAAAAUGCGAAGUUGACGGAUUGUUACUACGAGAAGAAGGAUUGGCGAGCGUGUAAGAAGCAGAUGGAGACGUUUCGAGAGUGCUGGAAGAGGCACGGGAAUGAUAAGAGAACUGAUGCCAAAGAUUUACGAUGA
Westerdykella ornata is the source of this 237-nucleotide messenger RNA. RefSeq lists its product as uncharacterized. Gene Ontology annotation, cellular component: mitochondrial intermembrane space. Lineage: Eukaryota; Fungi; Ascomycota; Dothideomycetes; Pleosporales; Sporormiaceae. The record is from RefSeq and is a predicted model, not a curated record. The coding region runs from base 1 to 237 and encodes 78 amino acids. Gene Ontology annotation, biological process: mitochondrial respiratory chain complex IV assembly. The transcript is spliced from 4 exons.